This is a messenger RNA of Dermacentor andersoni, 8724 nucleotides long. RefSeq lists its product as uncharacterized. The record is from RefSeq and is a predicted model, not a curated record. NCBI's taxonomy places the organism in Eukaryota, Metazoa, Arthropoda, Arachnida, Ixodida, Ixodidae.
UAUUCACCUCUUCACGCGCCGUCGCGAGUGCUCGCCUCGACGUCGUUUCUCGCCGCGUACGGAUUCAGCUCGAAUGCUUCUGUGUCGGAAGUUGUCUUGUGAGUGGUCGCACGCUGCGCUGCGGGCAGGUGUGCCCGCUGUGCUCGAAGGGCAGUUGACUGUUGCGUGUCGAUGACCGAAGGGCUAGCGAGUGUGACACUGGGGAGUCGGCGUUCGCCACGCGAGCUUUGUUGGAGGGAGAAAAGAAGAGCAAAGCGGGCUGGACAAUGUGCAUAACUAUUUUGACCUACCUCAUUGUCGGCGGCGUACACGUGGAUGGUGUUCCAUUCGAGCAGGUCAGAGGUGAGGACAUCUGCGAAUCUGUGGGAAGCUCGUUUUGCAACGGCUCCGAAUGCCUGGCAAAAGAGGUCGUCAUAAGAGAACGGGUAAAGAGCACCUUUACCUGUAAAUGCGACAACGGGAAGUAUUUCAACGCCGCCGCUCUGCGGUGCUUUCAUGUGUCUUCUUGCUUGGUACACUCGUGCGAGCGUUCAACAUGUCUCGACGAUGACGGUUCCAGCGAAGCUUGGUGCGAAUAUGAAAACGGCACUCACAUUCAAGCAGACCCGACGCUUGCAAAAGAUUGCACUGACAGCGGCGGUCAACUAGAACAAAGCAAUAGUGAGAUCAGCUUCAACUGCAUAUGCCCUCACGGAGCACAACUUGUGAAUGGAUCUUGUCACCCGAACAGAAACUGCACCCAGGAAGAAAUGAAUGAGUGCGCAGAAAGAGGGCGUCAAUGCGUUCUACUAGAUGCAGAAGCGCUGUGCACGUGUCCAGAAAGCGCAGUCGAGCUUGCAGACCGGUGCUCUGAAAAAUGCUCACCCGAAAAAGACCGUGAGUGCAGCACACCGCUCAGUUGGUGCACGGUGCAGAGUGGAAAGGAGACGUGCGUGUGCCUUCCUCUACUCCAAUGGAACUCUAGUCUCGGUCACUGCGUACCAGAGGCGGCAUUCAAACUCACUGUAAACUUCGAAGUGCAGCCAGAAGAACCCCAACACAACGAAACGUUGGAACAUUGCAACGACACAACAUGGGAGGCAAAUGUCCUCGACGCUAUGAAGAUUUUGUAUGGAAAUUCGAUAGCGAAAGUUGCAGUGCUGGAAUGCGGGACGAGUGUGACCAUGGAGCUCACAUUUUCGGAAAAGCCGAAUCCAGCGGUGCUUCUAAGGAUUCACCUUUGCGAAAUAAGAGGCGGAAGCACCGGAUGUAUUUUCCAGCCUAAAUUACGUAUCGUAAAAGGAAGCGUUUCAGAUCCAGUUCCUGUUGACCUAUGUGCCACAUACUUCCGAGACGUCCACAACAUCACGGGUGGUUCCUUUUACUGCACUGACGAAGGAAACGGACGCUAUACGCUUCGCUGUGCUGGGGGAAACGUCACAAACAGAAUUGUCCAGGGCAAACUCGAAGUUCAGCAAUGCCAAGGCACGCAAGUUGCUCAAGAAGGUGCAACUGCAGCAUCGAAUUACAAAGCUGCCCUUGUUUGGAGUUUGGUAUCCAUUGCUGUCUUCACAAUAUUGUUCAUCGUGCUCGUCUUCAGGAAGCGCAUUUAUUACUACAGGGUUCUCCCGGAAGAUAUGGAAUGUAGCACUGUGAAGUUUCAAGGCAAGUGCCCUGAAUGUUUCAACGAGCUUACAAGCGCCCAAAGUAACGCACAGCGAGUCUCACAACAGACAUCGGAGGACCAAGAGGCCACCGCUAACCUUGUAACGCCAAAGGGCAGCGCAAAUAGUGUGGCAAAGCAAGGUGCAGAGAAUGAAGACGUCGCAGCGACUACGUGACGCCAGUCCAGCAUAGGGAUGAGACUUUCUUCACUGUGAUCGAGGUUUAGAACGUUUGGUUGCGAUGUUGAAAGAUGCGGCUGCCAUUGUUGUCAAUUCAUGAUCGCGAUCUGUAAUUUGCGUUGCUCUAGUGAAUUGCUCAGUGGUUGAUUUAUACUGCCGGAGGAAAAUGAUGAUGGCGUGGCUGGGUGAAAAAAAAACGCGAUCGACACUAUCUUUAAAUUCUGCGCUGAAGUGCACACGGACAAACGAAAAUUGAAUAGAAUUCUAUCUUUAAACCCUCGAAUAUGUGUGCCAAUGCCAGCUAAAAUUCACGAUCUUGUGGUCACCUUUAAUCCUCCCUCUCCUCUGCUCCAUAGGCGGUUUAAUGUUGAUUGAGGUCGCCUCGUUUAUGUCUCCUUCGAGUGCGUGGACAGGAACAUUUCGAUCAGCACCGCGUUCAUCUCCUUCGAGUGCGUGGACAGGAACAUUUCGAUCAGCACCGCGUUCACACCAUAGCUGGGCGAGACUUCGCGAGAACGUUUUCAGAACACUCCAAAGCGCUUAAUUUCGUCCUCUCGAAAACGCCAUCCGACGCCCUUCACGCACAAUCCUGGCUCCGUGUUUCUCUCCCUGACGUCCUUUCAUUCAACGCGAGCAUGCUGUAUCGCAGUCUGAAGAAGUUUACGCGUUCCUGGAUCACGAGAGAGGGGGAGGGGGGAGGCACCGAGCUCACUCCACUUAAGAGUAGUCCGAUAGUAUGCGACCAACCACGUGUACUAACUUCAGCAGUCAACCUCGUGGUCUCAUUCUGGCGCCUGGUGCCCACCUGGAAAUGUACCGGCUCCAUCCGCACCAGACAACCCGAGUAAUGUCGCCAGUGGCAGCUCUGCUUUUUUGUCAGUCAUCACCCUCUGCCAUACGUGCUGCGCCUCCACAGUAGAGCUCACGCAACACGAACGUUUACCUAUUCAUGCUUCCAUAUUAUUGCCUGAAUGAGUCACAACGUCUUACAACCGUCGUUUUCUAACAAGUGUCUUCGUUUCUUCUGUGCCUUUAGGCUGGUAUGCGUACUUCUGGCGUGUUUCUUUUUUUUUGUCUUUCCCUCAUAGGGUGUAUGAUGUUUUUUCUCGUUGUCUUUUUCUCUUCCGUAAUGUGAAACCUGUUUUAGAAGUCCUCUCAAAGGCACGGACAUUAAGACUCAUCUUUAUUAUGAGUUUGAUAUUUUGAACUUACUUGAACUGUGAUUCUAAUUGUGAUUCCGCACGUGUAUACAUUGGAAAGACGAGCCUGCUGCAGUGACACUAUUUUUCUUCCUGCGUGCGAUAUUCCCCUACACUUCGUUUCGUACGUCGCAGUCAGCGCUUCGGAAGCUAUGGAGAUAAGGAGAUAAGACAGUCGCAGCAAAAAAGAAUAUGUUGGAUUCGAAAGUAAGUGAUGGAACAAGGAAAUCAAACAAGGUAUAUAUAGAAAUGCGUAAGCAGGCAUCAAGAGAUCAUCCAGGAGCCAAUAAGCUAGCAUUACACGAAGAAGAGGUGCUUCUAGAUGGAGCAGAUGCAGAGAAAGGAAAAGGGUGUCAAGUGAUCUCUUGCAGCAAAUAAUGCACAAAUGAACGUUGGGUGCAUAACAUUCCCAAAGGAGACAAAGGCGCGCCCAAAAGAUUCUGGAACCAUGUAAGAGCACUCGGAGCUCCAACUAAAAAUUCGCAAACGGCUAUAAGGAAUGAAGAUGGUAACAUCUUCGAAGGAGACGAUGCGAUAUGGUACAUCGGAGGAGUUAUUAAGGGUAGCUUCGGCAACAAAGAAAGCGUAGUUCAGAUCCAAACAGAUCUAGCAGCAAAAGAGAAGCCCGAGAUAUCAAAAGUUAGCAUAGAAAUUGUUUACUUAGAAAAAAGCUGAAGAAAAUGUCCCUAAUAACACCACCGCAGAACCCGAUGAAAUCCCAAUGCAGCUAAGAAAAGACCUCCGUCCAAACAGCAAGGCACUGCUGACUAAUGCCAUUGAGCAACUGAUUAAAACAAAUAAAAUGCCGGUUCGAUGGCGUGAAAGCAAGAUGGCGAGUUGAAAGUAAGAUUGGAAGCAACAGGCCUGUUACAACAACGUCGUUGAUGUAUAGAAUGGCAAUGCAAGCCAUAAAAUUAGGACUGCCGAAGAGGGUGAAAAAAAAUUAUGUGCUGGGGAACAACAAAAUAGGUUCAGACCAGGCAGACGCUCGGAGGCUAAGACGUUUGUACUAACUCAGUGCAUAGAGAUUCGAGUAGCUGAGAAUACACCUUUAUGGAUAACAUUUGCGGAUAUUAAAGAAGCCUACAACAACAUAGACAGGGAAUUGUUAUGGUAUAUUCUCAAGCACGAAGGCAUAGAUGCCGAUUUCGUGGAGCUGCUGAAGGAGAUAUACGCAGGCAACAGAGUAUAAAUUGUAUGGGAAGGCCGAAAAUGUAAUGAAGUAGUGGAAAUUCAUCAAGAACUGAAGUAAGAUGUCCUCUGUCUCCACUGUUAUUCACGCUUCGUGUUAAGGACAUAGAAGGACGAGUGAAAAACAGUGAAUUUUGGUUUCAUUUGUCAUGCAUGCGUAAUAGACAAGUGGUGCAACAGGAGGUGCCUGGACUGAUGUAUGCAGACAACACAGUGCUAUCAGCGGGCAAUGCAAGACAUUUACAGAGAAUUGCGCAUAUGCGUGCAAAGCAGCAACAAACCUAGGCCUUAAGUUUAUCAUGGAGAAAUCCGAAUUAUGAACUUUAUUGAGGAGACGAGUAAUUACAUGGUGUCAGUUCAACAGCUAGUCAUACCCAUAGUCAAGCUAGAUACAUACGUCGGCGUAUACAUAGACAAAAGAAAGGGUUACUCAAGCACCCAGCAAGAUAACCUGAAAGUAAAAGGGAAGCGGAAUGGCAGCAAUAAUGAAUCCUAGGGCACUUCUUGGGGCCACGAUAAGUACGAGGUUGCGCGUGGAAUCUGGAAAGGCGUGAUGGUGCCAUCGCUGCCGUUCGCAAAUUCCGUUCUGUACCUAAAAUCGGAUAUGUUGUCGGGGCUGGAAGUUAACCAAAGAUUUGUAGGCCGGUUGUCUUUGGGAGCCCACAGCAAAACCACAAAGGAGUCAGUGCAAGGGGACAUGGGUGGGAGCUCCUUUGAAGACAGAGAAGCGCACAGCAAAAUUAGUUGUGAAGAAAGAGUCAGGAACACGGAUCAAAAUAAAUGGCCGGCUAAAUUACACAAGUACCUGUACCUGAAAAGCGUGGACACAGAGUGGAGGAAGAAGUCAAGAACGUUGGUAACCAAGUACAGGGUAAUUGAAAGUGUAAAUAGACAACCAGGAGUCAUCAGAAAGAAAGUGAGAGAAAUAGACACCGUGAAUUGUUUGCAAAUAGUGGAAACAAGAAAGACCUGGACAUUUACAAGAAUGAGAAAUAAGUUACAAGGGAAAAUCUGUACAGUAACACGAAGGGAAGGGCCUUGCUAUAUGAGGCUCGAGAUGGUUGCCUAAGGACAACAACAUAUUAGAGAAAAUAUUGGCAACUAGAUGAAGCAUGUGUAUGCUGCAGCAAACGUUACAGUGUCUCUUAAGAUCUCUCUUAAGAGUUGAACGGCGAAAGCCUACGCUUUCUCCUCUCAUCAUUCGCUCCUUUCUAUUUGCUUUCUCUUCUUUCUUUUAGUCAUUACUGCACACUACUAAGCAUGUUUGGUCAUUUUUAGUCAUCUGUAAUCGAUUGUGGUCAUUACAAGCCGUCGUUAGACAGGUUGGUCAUAUCAUAGUCAUCAGUAGUCAUUACAAGUGAUCAGUAGUCAUUAUUAACCUCUACCAAUCUCUAUUAUAACGCUAUCAUUCACUGUCACUAUGAAUAAUUUUUCAUUCUUUAAUCUGUCUUUAAUCUGUCUUCGUAUGGCGUGAUGACGCUUCGGCGGGCACUCCGCCGGUCAGGUCUGCUGACACAAACUUCACCAUGACCCUAGAAAGGCUUUCGCCUUAAAAAUCCGUCAACUAUUCAACAUACAAUCUUAUUGGAAUGCGAAGGGAUCGACUCAGUGAGACCCGUAGGUAUCGAACAUCUUCCAGAAGCGCUUGAAUUUAAAGUGGACGUAAGCAUCAACCGGUCAGCAGUUGAAAUAAGGAAGAGACGUUUAGACUAUUGGUGGGAAAAAUGGCAGUCACUUAAUUAUCCUUAAUUGACUUGAAUGCGAAAGCCCUAGGACUUGUCUAAAUUAUCACCUUAAGUUAAAACUCCACCCUCAUCCACCUUGAUUCACUUUAUCCCAUCUUCAAUUUCGGGAGUGUGCCAGGUCGGUCUUUUUGGUGUGGGCCACGGUGUCCUGACGCCGUGGUUGUUCACCGUGAAAUAUCACUUAGCGAGCCGCAGCAGGUCCAGCGCCGGGAACUUGGCGUCAUCACUUGGUCACGUGGGUUUUGGUACCAUCAGAUGAUAGCAACGGACGCCGUAUUUUCUGCUUCAUGUGGCAUAUAUAGCGUUGCGCGUUUAAAAGCAAUGCAGAGAUUAAUACGACCGGAUACGGUACAAGCACAGGUAGCGGUUAAAUGUUGAUAGAGAAGUCUUGAGGAAGUGAAAAAGUAUUCAAGAGAUUUACAGAAAAAUGCUAGAGUGAAGAGCAUGUAUAGCAUACCUGAGUAACGCAAGCAGGCUAGGUGACUUUGUCACCGCCUCGUCUCAAAGGGGUGCGCAUAAAUCAUCACCAUGAAGUAGUGCAGCCAUAGAUGUCUCACUCCGCCCAUUUCGCAGUGGACUUCAUGUAUUCUUCAUGACGCCUUCAAUGAAUUAUGUAUGUCAUAUUUUGCAAGGUAAAGGCAGGAGCCUUAAUUUUACACCUAAUUACAAGAGCACGUAACUAAUUUAUUUAAUUCAUAUGUCACUCAGUAAUCAUUAGUAGCGGUUGCGCACAGUGAGAGAAGUCUCUCUAUCUCUAGCCUUCGUAGUCCUGCCUGCUAUGUACGAAACGGAGUAUAGACUAUCAUAAAGAACCGUGACAAGCCCAUCUUAUCACACUGGUUGUCUAAUUCAUGAUAGCUAGAGGAAGCCAGUCAGUUGAGGUAGUUGUUCCCUUUUUCGCAAAGAUACCUUAAGAGAGGAUGCCACAGGCAUUGUUUAGUCAUGUUGUCCAAAAUGAAACAUUCCAGCUAGUCAUUGUUUUGGCACGCCGCACUAGUGUCAUUUACCCUGUCCUUGUCAACGCUGGACGAACGCUAGAUAUUUUCUUUGCAUGUCAGCUGUAUACUGCAAAAUUUUCCACUGAUAUAAAUAUUCUUGUAAAAUCUCUUCAAUUUCAUCAAAAAUAUUUCUUAUACACCGGAAAUAUCGAUUCGGAAUUUACUGAGAAUGACAUACAUGAACACUUCGUAAGCAAAAUGUUCAUUUUUUUUCCUUACCGUAUGGUAUUCUUCCCCGUCGAAUAAAAAAAACAUUCCAUAUGGGCCAAGCAAGCAGGCGAUUGAUUUCAAGAAGCAAAAGGUGUAAUGGGCCGUCAUUUCAGUAAUCGCGAUUUUCUUCACAUGGGUAAUUUUUCGUGUUCUGCAUUUUGGGGUGAGAAAUAAACAUUAUUAUUAGUAGUAGUACUAUUAUUAUUAUUAUUAUUAUUAUUAUUAUUAAUAUUAUUAUUAAUAUUAGUAUUAUUAUUAUUAUUAUUAUUAUUAUUAUUAUUAUUAUUAUUAUUAUUAUUAUUAUUAUUAUUAUUAUUAUUAUUAUUAUUAUUAUUAUUAUUUAGUCAGUAUGCUGACAAUACGGUAAUAUUAACAUAGCAUAUAAAUUAUGAAAAGACUGUGGGCGCCCUGCAAAAUACAAUACAUAAUGUAAUGCAAUCGUUUGCACAAGAUUGUGUUAAUGUAACUAUCAGGAAGACACAGUUCAUAUGUUUUACAAAUCCCUUAAAGACCAUAGCAAUAAACAUUCCAGUAUUCUUGUAUGACCAGCACUGCGUUUCAUGUACAUGUACCCCUGUUCAGUAUGUAGACUGUGUGAGAUAUCUAGGUUUAUUUAUUGAUAGCAGCAUGUCCUGACAGCAUCAUCAGGCCUAGCUGUAUGGCAAACUUAGGAGUGUCGCUUGUUUGCUUUUGAAUAUAAAUGGUUUUACGCCAUUAUCGCUAAAGAAAACCAAAGUGCAUGUCCUCGCGUACAGCAUAUUACGAUACGGAAUCACCGUAUUCGCUUUCUGCGCAUUGCGAUGGCAAACGCAAAUUGACAGUUUAUCAAAAAAUAUAUUGAAAAGUGUUGCCUAUGGCUGUGGCCAGGUGUCAGAUGACAAUUUAUUUUCAGCGUUAAGUUUUCCUUCAUUUCAGUCGUUAAUUAAGCAAACUGUUGUUCUUCUUCAUUUUUGGAGCGACCAAUUCAGAGAGAAAUAUGUAGUCCCUCGACUUUUGAGGAACAUCGAGCGUUUCAAUGUUCCUCGUUCAUCAGCUAGGUAUGGUGAGGCACGACGAUGUGUCUAUGUGCCAAAAAAUCUUUAAUGAUCUACUUGACGAAUUUUUCUCGGUUCAGUCAAAAAAUGUUUUAAAGAAAAUGUCAUCUGCCAUUCGAGUUUUCCGUUUUGUGUGGGUUAUGUGUUUAUUUGAUGUAAUUUGGUUGACUUAACCUUUAUAUUUAUAUGAGCAUGAAAAUAUGCUCACUACGUCGGCAUGUCAUUAAAUUUGGUUUUUGUUGUUAUAAGCCUUAAAAACUUUUCACUACGUUGGAAUAACAUGCAUUUGAUGUUUGUUCUAUAUAAGCGUGAAUGUAUGUUCAGGCUACAUUGGAAUAAAAUUUUUUGUUUGCACAAUGUUUUGUUGACACUAAGGUAACGCCUGUAUGUACAUGUACAUACGCUGACCUCAUCGCUGUUGCCGGCGCUGCCGGGCCUAGUCACACAAGCCAUUGAUGCUUCGACAGGCCCGCCUACUAUGUAUUUGUUCUUCUGGUCCAUAAAUAAAAAAAUUAUUAUUAUUA